Molecule: messenger RNA, 1546 nt
Organism: Dryobates pubescens (Downy woodpecker)
Lineage: Eukaryota; Metazoa; Chordata; Aves; Piciformes; Picidae
Gene: CASP9
Product: caspase 9
Exons: 10
Coding region: 30-1292 (420 amino acids)
Biological process (GO): proteolysis; apoptotic process; intrinsic apoptotic signaling pathway in response to DNA damage
Cellular component (GO): cytoplasm
Source: RefSeq, a predicted model, not a curated record
GCUAGAGCGGCGCCGACGCCGCGGCCGCCAUGGAGGAGGCGCAGCGGAGGGCCCUGCGGCGCGCCAGGCCGCAGCUGGUGGCGGAGCUGCAGGUGGAGCCGCUCUGGAGCCUGCUGGAGGACCGCGGCCUCUUCACCCGCACCAUGCUGGAGGAGCUGCAGAGUGCUGGCAGCAGAGGAGCCCAAGCCAGGCAGCUGAUCAUUGACCUGGAGAGCCGAGGGAAGGAGGCUUUCCCCACGUUCCUCUCCAUCCUGAGGGACACAGGGCAGGCUGGCCUUGCAGAUAUGCUGAUGGAGAAGUGCCAGCCCCUGCCAGCUCCCCCACAGCUGCCUGACCUCAAGCCUGUGGAGCUGGAAUCCCGUGGAGGAAAGAGUGCCAGAAGUGGCAGCCUCCCUGAGCACUUGUCCAUCCCAGUCCAGGCUGAGAGUGAAAGGCCUCAGGUGGCUCCCACACCAGCCCAAGGGUCAGCUGCUGACAAGAGGAACCCAGACCUGGUUUACCAGCUGAAAGCAAAGCCCUGUGGGCACUGCCUGCUGCUCAACAACGUGAGCUUCAGCAGGGCCUCCGGGCUGUCCCCUCGGGAGGGCUCCGACGUGGACUGCGAGCGGCUGGAGAGGCUCUUCAGGGCCUUCUCCUUCAGCGUCCUGACGCGGCGAGACCUGAGGGCUGCGGAAAUGGUUGUGGAGCUGCAGGAGCUGGCACGGCGAGACCACAGUGCCUUGGACUGCUGCGUGGUGAUCAUCCUCUCCCAUGGCUGCCAGAGCAGCCACCUGCAGUUCCCCGGCGCCAUCUACGGCACGGACGGGCGCCUGGUGCCGGUGGAGCGGAUUGUCAACUGCUUCAAUGGCUCCAACUGCCCCAGCCUGAGGGGCAAGCCCAAGCUCUUCUUCAUCCAGGCCUGUGGCGGAGAUAAGAGAGACCGAGGCUUCGUGGUGGGUGGUGAGUCCCCGCCUGAGGAAGCUCCUGGAGCUCCUUUGGAGUCAGAUGCCAAACCUUUCCAUGCUCCCCAGGGGACUGAUGACCAGCCAGACGCUGUGGCCUGCCUGCCCACACCCAGUGACAUCCUGGUCUCCUACUCCACCUUCCCAGGUUAUGUCUCCUGGAGGGAGGCCUCCAGGGGCUCCUGGUAUGUGGAAACCCUGGUGAACGUGCUGCAGCAGUGUGCCCAUGCAGAAGACCUCCUGACCAUGUUAGUGAAGGUGACAAAUGCAGUGGCAGCCAGGGGCAUCUACAAGCAGAUCCCAGGCUGCUUCAACUUCCUCCGUAUGAAGUUCUUCUUCAUGUGCCAGUGAGCCCUGGGCCAGAGGGAGUGCCCUGCACCUGCCUGCAGCCUGCCUGCUGAGCUGUUUGUCCUGAGCACUGUGACCUGUGACUGCUGGCCUGGCUGUGCCCUGGAGAGCAGGUGGAGAGGAGGCAGGGGCAGAGCAGGGAUGAGUCACCCACAGGAUCCUUUGGGUGGGAGAAAAGACCUUGGAGCUCACCCAGCCCAACCAUUCUCUGACUCUGCCAAGCCCAGGGCUAAACCCUGGCCCUCAGCACCACAGCU